AAAUCUCGCGGUGCUACCAUUCAGACAUCUUGCAUUUUAUUAAGUCUGGUCUUGGAAAAUUUUCUCCCUUAAACAUACAUUAUAUAUGUGUAUUCAUUCCACGCGGAAACAGAUUCCUGCUGGUUUUAGAAACCACAUUAUUUUUUCUCCUCUCCUCUGCGUUAACGGAUGUGAGGCGGUUGGACCGAGCCUCGCGUGCCAAUCCCGCGGAGUUUAGACGGUCUCUCACGGGGGCUCUGUAGCUGUAUUGUGCGUCAUCUCCAUCGCUGCUCGGUCUGUUAUUUUUCUCUCCGUUGAGGAAACAUGGCAACUCCCGCCGCGGUCAAUCCGUCCGAGAUGGGCAGCGAGUUGCCAGGGACAGUUGGGAUGCCGGGAGCAGUUGGUGCUGGCCAGGUGAGGAUGGGAGGAGCCGUGCCGGGCCGUGGGGGCAAGAGGAGAUCAGGAGGAAUGGACUUUGAUGACGAAGACGGAGAGGGACCUAGCAAAUUUUCAAGGUAUGAUGAUGAUCAGAUUCCUGGUGGAGAUAAGGAGAGAUACGCCAGAGAGAACCACAGUGAGAUUGAGCGACGCCGGCGAAACAAAAUGACCCAGUACAUCACCGAGCUGUCAGACAUGGUCCCUACCUGCAGCGCCCUCGCCCGCAAACCUGAUAAGCUGACCAUCCUGCGUAUGGCCGUCUCUCAUAUGAAAUCAAUGAGGGGCACCGGCAACACGUCCACUGAUGGGGCCUAUAAGCCCUCGUUUCUCACUGAACAGGAACUGAAGCAUCUGAUCCUGGAGGCAGCGGACGGCUUCCUGUUCGUGGUCGCUGCAGAAACUGGCCGGGUGAUCUACGUGUCGGACUCGGUGACGCCGGUGCUGAACCAUCCCCAGUCAGAGUGGUUUGGCAGCACUCUCUACGAACAGGUCCACCCCGAUGAUGUGGACAAGCUGAGGGAACAGCUCAGCACCUCAGAGAACUCCAUGACAGGACGGAUUCUGGACCUGAAGACAGGAACAGUGAAAAAGGAGGGGCAGCAGUCCUCCAUGAGGAUGUGCAUGGGCUCCCGACGCUCCUUCAUCUGCCGCAUGAGGUGUGGCAGUGCUCCUCUGGAUCACAUCUCCCUAAACCGUCUGUCUAACAUGAGGAAGAGAUACAGGAAUGGCCUUGGACCCUCAAAAGAAGGAGAAGCUCAGUACUCUGUGGUGCACUGCACUGGCUACAUCAAAGCCUGGCCCCCUGCAGGUAUGACUAUACCAGAAGAAGACACAGAGGCAGGUCAGACUGGAAAAUACUGCCUAGUGGCCAUCGGAAGACUGCAGGUGACCAGCUCUCCAGUCUCUAUGGAUAUGAACGGCCUGUCGGUGCCUACAGAGUUCCUGUCACGUCACAAUUCGGAUGGCGUCAUCACUUUCGUUGACCCGCGCUGCAUCAACGUCAUUGGUUAUCAGCCUCAGGACCUGCUGGGAAAAGAUAUCCUGGAGUUCUGCCAUCCUGAGGACCAGAGUCACCUUAGAGAAAGUUUCCAACAGGUGGUGAAAUUGAAGGGUCAGGUCCUGUCGGUGAUGUAUCGUUUCCGAAUGAAGAACAGAGAGUGGAUGUUGAUCCGAACAAGCAGCUUCACCUUCCAAAACCCGUACUCUGAUGAGAUAGAGUACAUCAUCUGCACCAACACCAACGUCAAGCAGCUACAGCAGCAGCAGCAAGCAGAGCUGGAGGUUCACCAGAGAGAUGGACUGACUGCCUACGACCUCUCCCAGGUGCCUGUGGCCAGCGUCAGCAGUGGAGUCCACGAGGCAGGGAAAAACAUCGACAAGACAGAAGCCCUGUUCUCCCAGGAGAGAGACCCACGCUUUGCUGAGAUGUACACUGGCAUCUCUGGCUCGGGAGAUAAGAAGAUGAUGGUCCCCUCCUCUACAGCUGGAGGACAGCAGCUCUACUCCCAGAGCUCUCCUUUCCAGCAGGGACACUCUGGCAAAAGCUUCAGUUCCUCUGUGAUCCAUGUCCCUGGUGUGAAUGACAUCCAGCCAUCAGGCUCAUCCAAUCAGAAUCUAGCUCAGAUUUCCAGACAGCUCAACCCCGGCCAGGUGGCAUGGUCAGGCAACCGGCCCCCCUUCUCUGGACAGUCCAGCAAAGCCCAGUCCAGUCCAUUUGGUAUUGGCUCCGGCCACAGCUACCAGACCGACCCGGCCUCCUACAGUCCCCUGUCGUCACCAGCCACUUCCUCUCCCAGCGGCAACGCCUACUCAGGACUGACGAACCGCAGCACAGCUUUUGAUGUGUCAGGGGAAAGCAGUCAGAGCGGAGCCCAGUUCCAGGGUCGUCCCAGCGAGGUCUGGUCCCAGUGGCAGAACCAACAUCACUCCCAGCAGGCUGGGGAACAGCACACACACCCCAACCCCAGCCAGACAGAGGUCUUCCAGGACAUGUUACCCAUGGCUGGAGAUCCCACCCAGGGAACAGCCAACUACAACAUCGAGGACUUCGCUGACCUUGGCAUGUUCCCACCCUUCUCUGAGUAAAACCCCCUCCCCCCACACCUCCUCCUCUCUCUCUCUCUCUCUCUCUCUCUCUCUCUCUCUCCCCCC
Molecule: messenger RNA, 2568 nt
Organism: Lates calcarifer (barramundi perch)
Lineage: Eukaryota; Metazoa; Chordata; Actinopteri; Centropomidae
Gene: arnt2
Product: aryl-hydrocarbon receptor nuclear translocator 2
Exons: 20
Coding region: 304-2502 (732 amino acids)
Biological process (GO): regulation of transcription by RNA polymerase II
Cellular component (GO): aryl hydrocarbon receptor complex; nucleus; transcription regulator complex
Molecular function (GO): RNA polymerase II cis-regulatory region sequence-specific DNA binding; protein dimerization activity; DNA-binding transcription factor activity, RNA polymerase II-specific
Source: RefSeq, a predicted model, not a curated record